GCCUGAAAGCCCCUGUCCUUGAAAAGAAGGACCCACAGAAUCACAGCCCUGGGAUGAUCUGAGCAGGAGUAGCCAGGUGGGAGGAACUCUCACUUCUGCCACAGACCCUACCAGGAGUCAAGGGGAUAGAGUGUCUUACAGAGGUGAGGUCUUGGUUGGAGGGGGAGACUUUAGGUCAGCGGAGGGUAGGACAGGCCUUGCUGGGAGUACAGAUGAAUACCUCGAGGGAGGAUUGGGUGUAUUCCGCACACUGGAAUAGACCCUGGGCAGGAGUGGCUGGAUUUGGUGUCUUUUUACUUUUGUUUGGAGUAUCCCAGGAAGGUGAAGAGCUUGGCCUGAGCUGGUGACAUCAGCAGAGGGAAGAGUUCCAGGAUCUGUGACGAGUCAAGGGACUUGGAACUGAGGUCCUUAGUCUGAGUGUGAAGGCAGGGGAACUGAAGAAGCCACAUCAGAUCAGAAGAGGGAGGAGUCCCAAGCUCUGCUAGGAGUUAAGGUUUCUAGGGGACGAACUGUCCAGGAAGACGGGAGCCCUGUGAAGCCCAAGAGCCAAAAGAGCCUGCCUGUGGCACCCGAUCUCCCACCAUCCCGCUCACACUUCUACUUGUUGCUGCCAACCAGAGUCAUCAUGCUUCGCUCUCCAAAGCGUCCGCGGCUCACAUUGGAACCAGACUUUCAGGCCCAAAAUGAGAUACAGGACCAGGCAGUGGCCGGUGUUCUCAAGGCUGAGGAGGAGGAGGAGGAGACUUCCUCCUCUUGCUCUUUCAAUUUCUCCUAUCCCUCCACCUCCUCCUCCCUGUCUUCCUCUCCUGUGAUGCCAGUUUCCAAAGAGGAGAAGGAAGUGGAGGAGGAGGAGCCUGAGAAGGAGCCCGCCACAACACUGAGUCCUCCCCACAACCCUCAGAGCCCCUGCUUCUUCUCCGUAUCACGGAGCACAUCAGAAGGAGGCUCCAAUAGCCAAAAAGAAGAAGAUACAUGUUUCCCGCAGACCUCAACAGACAUCGAAUCUUUGCCCACAGACCCACUAGAUGAGAAGGUAGCUGAUUUAGUGAAUUUCAUGAUCCUUAAGUACCGAUUGCAGGAGCCUGUCACACAGGCAGAAAUGCUGAUGGUUAUCAUGAAAAGGUACAGGAAACAUUUCCCUGUGAUCUUUAAGAAAGCUUCUAAGUUUAUGGAGGUGAUCUUUGGCAUUGAUAUGUGGGAGGUGGACAUUUCUGUCCCCUCCUAUAUCUUUGUCAACUCACUGGACCUCACUAGUGUUGAGGUGUCUAGUGACACCCACGGCAUGCCUAAGAACGGUCUCCUGAUAAUCAUCCUGGGUGUGAUCUUCAUAGAGGGCAAUUGCAUCCCUGAGGAAGACCUCUGGGAUUUCCUGAAUAUUAUGGGAGUGUAUCCCGGGAGGGAGCAUUUCAUUUAUGGGGAGCCCGGGAAGCUCAUCACCACAGAUUGGGUGUAUGAGAAUUACCUAGAAUACCGGUGGGUGCCUGACAGCAAUCCUCCACGCUAUGAAUUCCUGUGGGGUCCCAGGGCCCAUGCUGAAAUCACCAAGGUGAAAGUUCUAGAAUUUUUGGUUAAGAUCAAAGGGAUUGACCCCCUUUCCUUCUCAUUUUGGUAUGAGGAGGCUUUAAAAUACGAGAAAGAGAGGGCUCGGGCCAGAAUUGGAUCUGGGGAAAGCACUGCUGCUAUGUUCAUUGCACAGCAUUGAUCAGCAGUUCCACCCCAACUGAAGAGGGAGCCCGAAUAUUCACUCUCUAUUUGAAGAGGGCAGUCCUGGCUCUGAGUAGAGGGUCAGGGUCAAACUGGGGAGAACACAGUGUGCAACAACUUUGUGUUCCUGUUCUACAUAGAUGAUUUGGAAGUUUAUCUUUUUUUACCUUUUGGUGUUUUUCAAAUGCUGUUUCUUUUACUGGAAGGUUUUUUAGCUUUAGAAUCUAAGUGUGUGAAUGAAUUUGUCACAUAUCUGUUGAUGUUUCUCAUAUUUAAGAAUAUGACUUUUGAUAUUUUACAAAAUAAAAUAUCAAAAUAUCAAAUAUCACAAUAUCAAAUAUUGUGAUCUGGGACAAGAUAACAACACUGGAAUGGGAAUUUCCUUGGAAAUGUGAAAGAAAAUGGGAAAAAAAUGGAAUGUAAAAGGUGGUUCAUUUUUGGAUUCCCUUAACCACUAAUUUAUUGUUCUGUAAAAUUAAAAGACAUAUA
Molecule: messenger RNA, 2193 nt
Organism: Prionailurus viverrinus (fishing cat)
Lineage: Eukaryota; Metazoa; Chordata; Mammalia; Carnivora; Felidae
Product: melanoma-associated antigen 10-like
Exons: 4
Coding region: 626-1702 (358 amino acids)
Biological process (GO): negative regulation of transcription by RNA polymerase II
Cellular component (GO): nucleus
Source: RefSeq, a predicted model, not a curated record